GAGUGUUACAAAAAGUGAGCGAAAAGGAAAGUGAAAGGGAAUUCGCUGGGAGCCCUGCCAGCCCCGGAGAAGGAGACAGGGAAGCUGGGGGACAGAGGGCAGGGACCAUGGGGCUGGGGGGUCUCCUCCUCCCCCUCCUCUUCCUCGGGGUGGCCGGUUCCCGGCUGCAGAUAGUCACAGAUCCCUCCUCCCGGGCCCUGCUGGGCUCUGGGGCGCUGCUGAAAUGUCGGUUCGACGUCGGGGGGCCAGUCGAUCUGCGCUCCCUGCGGGUUCAGUGGUUUCUGUUUGAGGAGAGGAUCGCGCAGUACGGCCAGGGCAGGGGACAAUCCCAGCCCGGAGCGAGCGUGUCGGAGCAGGAGUUGGAGACGGGGGACGCCUCCCUGUCGCUCUCCAGGGUGACGGUGUCGGAUGAGGGGCCGUAUAAAUGUGUGGUUGGUUACGGUACGGAGCAGCUGCAGGGAGAGACGACCCUCCGUGUGCUCGCUGCUCCCAGAGUCUCCAUCCCCCGGAAAGCAGGGGCGUUAAACGCAGCGAGUGCCUUCCCCUGCCACGUGCGGGGAUUCUACCCCGGGGACGUCACCGUCACGUGGCUGAGAGACGGGCGGGUUCUGACCGACGUCACCCCGUCUGCCCCCCAGAGGAACCCGGACGGGACCUUCAACCUCACCCUGACCUUCACCUUCACCCCCACCGCGAGCGACUCCGGCAGCCUCUUCUCCUGCCGCGUCAGCCACGUGGCUCUGGCUCAGCCCCUGCGGGAGGGGUUCCCCCUGGCGGUCACAGCCACUCCGAGGAUCUCCGUCCCGCAGCGAUCGGGAACGAUCUUUAGAGCGAGCUCCUUCCCCUGCCACGUGUGGGGAUUCUACCCCAGGGACAUCGCCGUCGCCUGGCUGAGAGACGGGCGGGUUCGGACUGAAUCCACAUAUUCUACCCCCGAGGGGAACCCGGACGGGACCUUUCACCUCACCCUGACCUACACCUUCACCCCCACGGCUUGGGACAGAGGCAGCAUCUUAACCUGCCGCGUCACCCACUCGGCUCUGGCUCAGCCCCUGCGGGAGGAAUUCGCCCUGACUUUCUCAUGGUUGACAGGUGACAUCGUCGUACUUGUCUCAGGGAUGCUCCUCCUCUUCGCUUUCCUAUUGCUGUUCGCAUACUGGGUCUCUCAAGGGAAGACCUACCAGACAGUUAUGACGUUCCCUUCUGUUGCUAUCCGGACCAGUGAUCUCUAGGUUACUCCAAUCCUUGACCCUGGGAGCCAGCCUUAACCUGCUCUGCUGUGAGGACCCCCACUCCUGGGCUGGUCACGCUCAGCCUCUGGCUUGUCAGCUGCUCCUUGGAUGGUGCAACCGAAUGACGCUAGUCAAUAUCUCCGGCCCCAGACACAACCCUGGGAACCUCCGUCUUGCAGUGUCCCGUUAUGCCCGCUGGACGCUGCCAGCUGGGACAAAGUCCCGAGCCUGUAUUGGUGGGUCCCGCGCUCCUGGGCGGAUUCAGUGGCCUCAGAAACUCGAUAAGGCCCCAAGGUGACCUCCCUUUCUCAGUGUAGCGGCCAGCGUCAUAGCCUCCGGAGUUACUUUCAUCACCGGGCAGUAUGGGAGAUGGGAAGGGGGAUUACCCCACAGUCUCUGGUACUCCCUAGAGCUCAGUAGGUGCAAUUCGGCCUCCUGCCUGGACCGAGUCCUGCUUCCCUUCUCCAGGGGAUCUCUGUAGAGUAUGGGGGGAGUUUGGUCUGUGCUCACAUUGCUAAGGCAAUUGGUUGGUAUAUUAUUCUCAAGCCUCCCCAGGAAAGGGGGUGAAAGGGCUUGCGGGGAUAUUUUGGGGUGGGAUAGGGCUCCAAGUGGCCUCUCCCUGAAUGUUUGUGUAAAUCACUUGGUGGUGGCAGCAAUGGACCGUCCAAGGACAAGAAGGGAUUUGUGUUUUGGGGAAGUUUUUAACCUAAGCUGGUAGCAAUAAGCCUAGGGGGUCUUUCAUGCAGGUCCCCACAUCUGUACCCCAGAGUGGGCAGGGAACCCUGACAGGGGUGCUGGGUGUUCCCCCGAGGUACAGAGUAUCACACUAGUUACACCUUGACCCAAACUGUCACCGGCUGGUUUUCUCUCUCCAGUCUGGGCUAGUCGAAGUCAUUACCCUUACAUCAGCGUUUGCUUGUACCAUUCCACAGACACCACCCGAAACCAUCCACAUUAAACGAACAAAGCCCAGUCGAUAGUUAUCCCAUUCAGCAUCUUUCAGUACCACGCUUCAGUACAUAUGGAACAUCCCAAAUUAUUCAUUGGCGUCACCUUUACUAACUAAGGGGGGAGCAUCUUGUAACCCCCGUAUUCCUCAGCUGUAUAUAAUGGUGAUAUUGCAUAUAAAGCAGGAUGUGACAAAGUGGGACUGUUCUUAAUGUUUCCUCUGAAUAGUGUGGGGGUGCCUCAGUUUCCCCUAGGCAGUUCUUAAGUCUCUAGGGGGUGGGGUAAGGGUGUAUGAUCAUUGCAGAGCCCUAGAGGGCAGGGUGUGGCAGGGGUCUGGACACAGAGAAUGGCCGACACCCUGUUUCCUGGCAACUGAUGGCCUGGGCCCUUCCCCCCUGCAAGGUGAGAGCUAAAGGGUAGGAGAACAAAGGAAUCAGGUGACCUCCUGGCCCAGGAAAGGGACAAAGCCCAGGGGAGGAGGGGCUGGGGGAAGUUUCAGUUUGGGGCUGGCUGAGACAUGGAGUGAAGUGCAGACGUGGUUGUCUGCUCACUGCCCCCAAAAUGGACCCAGCUGAGGGGUCCUGUUCUCUGCACCUACAAGCUCUGUGUUAGACCAUGUUCCUGUCGUCUAAUAAACCUUCUGUUUUACUGGCUGGCUGGCUGAGAGUCACGUCUGACUGUGGAGUUGGGGGGGCAGGACCCUCUGGCCCCCCCAGGACCCGGCCUGGGUGGACUCACUGUGGGAAGUGCACGGAGGGGCAGAGGAGGCUGAAGGCUCCGAGGUCAGACCCAGGAAGGUGGAGCUGGGUGAGCUGUGUGUCCUGCAAACAGGCUGCUCCCAGAGAGGAGACUUCCCCAGAGUCCUGACUGGCUUCAUGGGAAGCAGUUCCAGAGCAUCGCCCAGGGACUCCGUGACAAUGUGAGGUAUCAGGGGAAAGGUUAUGAUCUGCUGAAAGUCAUUUCUCUAUCCAUAGAUGUGUAUCAUUAAUGCAUAUGAAGUUAUGAGAUUGUGUGGUAUGGUUGUCACUAAAACAUACUGUAAGUUGGGGAAUCAGCCAGAUAUUAGCUCCCCCGAGGCAACAGCAAGGAAAGUAACCAGCAUCCAGGCUGGGUGUCAAUCAACCCAUCAGCAGCCAUUGUCCAGCAAGGGAGCUACAAUGCAAUGACUCACCUGCAUGAGGCCACACCAGAGGAAUUGCUCAACCUGGCCUGGAGACUCAGCAAUGCCCCCAGACAUGCCUGGACUUGUGCUCUCCAAGCACGUGGGGCUGAGGGUAUAAAACAGACACAGGGGCCCCAUGCUGGGCCUUCCUCCUUCCCCCACCUACGCUGCAAGCAACAAGCACACUCUGAAGACUCCAACUGAGGGGACUGGCCCAGAUUUCAAGGGUGAAAUCUGUGUACUAGGAUCCGCAAUAUCCAGUGGGGUGAGAAAAACUCCUUAAUCUAGAUGUUGGGCAGUCUAAUCGGGUUGAGAGUUUAGGCUGCGUGCUGAUAUUUUAUUUGAUUUUGGUAACGAACUCUGACUUUUUGCCUCUCAUUUAAUAUCACUUAAAAUCUAUCUUUUGUAGUCAAAAAAAUUGUUUAAUGGUUUAUCCUUACCAGUGAGUUUGUACAAAGUGUGUGGUAAAUCUGCUCAGGUUUGCAAAGGCUGGUGUACAUCCACUUUCCACUGAUAAAGUGGGGAACCAAUUAAUAAAUCUGCAUUGCUUGUCUUGAGCAGUGCAAGACGGCA
Messenger RNA from Caretta caretta (loggerhead turtle), 3915 nucleotides. The record is from RefSeq and is a predicted model, not a curated record. Lineage: Eukaryota; Metazoa; Chordata; Testudines; Cheloniidae.